AAUAAUCUUCGUCACUGUCGAAUUAAUUAGUUUUGAUUACGACCGCAAAAAGGAACCAAAUUGCCGUUGAAGGGGCACGCAGAAAAAAUUCUGUCUGCGUCUCCAAACCAACUCUCUUCUUCUUCUUCUUCUUCUCUCGAUCUGAUCCGUAAUUACACUACUUCUCUCCUUUCCGGACCAAUUGGAUCGCUUCUUUCGGGUUUGGCGAAGGUUCAGUUACUUUGAUCUGGGAAAAAAAGUUCCGCAUCAGAUUUUGUAUCGCCGGAAAAAAACAUUUCUCGCCGGAGAUUUUGACGGAUUCAUUAGACGCCAUGGACGUUCCUAGCUCUUGGGAUGCUUUACGCAAACAGGCUAGAAAGAUUGAAGCUCAGCUUGACGAGCAGAUGCAUUCAUACCGCAGACUUGUUUCCACUAAUAAGGCUUUAACCAAGUCAGAUGGUGCUGAGAGUGAUCUCGAAGCUGGGAUUGAUUUACUUCUAAGUCAACUUCAACAAGUUAACGCGCAGAUGCAAGCAUGGGUUUCUUCUGGUGGCUCAGAGAUGGUCUCACAUACUUUAACUCGACAUCAGGAGAUCCUUCAAGAUCUCUCUCAGGAGUUUUAUCGACACCGCUCAAGUCUUAAAGCAAAACAAGAGCACGCUUCACUUCUUGAGGACUUUAGAGAAUUUGACCGGACUAGAUUAGACUUAGAAGAAGGGGGUGGCUCUACAGAGCAAGCCUUGCUCAAAGAACAUGUGGGAAUCAACCGCAAUACAGCGCAGAUGGAUGGUGUCAUUUCACAAGCUCAGGCAACGCUUGGUACACUCGUGUUUCAGCGUUCAACUUUUGGAGGCAUCAACUCUAAGCUUAGCAAUGUCACCAGCCGUCUACCCACGGUGAACACGAUUCUGUCAGCGAUAAAGAGGAAAAAAUCGAUGGAUACAAUCAUUCUUUCACUCGUUGCGGCUGUUUGCACAUUUCUCAUACUCAUUUACUGGCUAACCAAGUAGACAUUGCCCAUGUCUUUGGAUUCAAUCUCUCCGUUGGGCCACGGCUGGUUUUCCCAUUAUGUUAGAUUCGUGUACGUGAUCAUCAGUGUUCUAGUAAAGAAUCUAAAGAUCAAAAAUAUAAAUAUUUUGUGAAAGCGUACAGCAAACUUUCAUCCCUACUUUCCAGUUUAGCUUAUUCAACCGUCUGUUUCUCUCAUCUAA
Raphanus sativus (radish) is the source of this 1190-nucleotide messenger RNA. RefSeq names its product Golgi SNAP receptor complex member 1-1. The transcript is spliced from 5 exons. Lineage: Eukaryota; Viridiplantae; Streptophyta; Magnoliopsida; Brassicales; Brassicaceae. The record is from RefSeq and is a predicted model, not a curated record. The coding region runs from base 312 to 989 and encodes 225 amino acids. Gene Ontology annotation, molecular function: SNAP receptor activity. Gene Ontology annotation, biological process: vesicle fusion; endoplasmic reticulum to Golgi vesicle-mediated transport. Gene Ontology annotation, cellular component: Golgi medial cisterna; Golgi membrane; SNARE complex.